Molecule: messenger RNA, 672 nt
Organism: Pyricularia grisea
Lineage: Eukaryota; Fungi; Ascomycota; Sordariomycetes; Magnaporthales; Pyriculariaceae
Exons: 1
Coding region: 1-672 (223 amino acids)
Source: RefSeq, a predicted model, not a curated record
AUGUCAGCAAACCAAACUCCGGCUGACCCAGCUACAGCCCAAGACACGCCGCUGCACAAUGAUACCAAGGCCAGAGAUAAGGCCUCACGGGUCAGGGACAGUCAGCGAGCCUCUCGCGCUCGCAAGCGUGAGCUUGUCGAAUCUCUCCGCGUCCGUAUUGCUGAAUUUGAGCGCCGAGGCGUCCAGGCGACCCUCGAGAUGCAACAGGCCGCCCGCGCCGUCGCGGAGGAGAACAUGCAGUUGCGGAACCUCCUUGCUCUGCGUGGCGUCGGUCAGGCUGAGAUUGACGCUUUUCUUCAGCGGGGCGAGGUGACCCACGCAGGGGAGCUUGUACCCAGAAAUUCUUGUGCCAUAGAGCCGCCGCUUGUUGGGCCAACAAACCCAAAUGCGCAUUCCCAAAAUGUUGCAGGGGGUCAGGCCGUGAUGGAUGCUUCUGUAGUGGGCGAGCAGAGACAAUCAGCCGGGCUGACUUCUACAGAUGCGGACUCCGCUACUCGGCCUCCACUCCACUCCAUGUUGGAAACACCCUGUGAUAAUGCAACUGUCAUCUUGGCGCAGGUUCGUGGGCAUGGAAGUGAAGUCUCGAUACGCAAAGCGUUGGGUUGCAUUGGUCCGGGGAGCUGCGUCGUGAGGAAUACGAAGUUACUGCAGCUGAUGGAGGAAGCUGGCUGA